This is a messenger RNA of Penicillium egyptiacum, 1518 nucleotides long. NCBI's taxonomy places the organism in Eukaryota, Fungi, Ascomycota, Eurotiomycetes, Eurotiales, Aspergillaceae. The record is from the annotation of a GenBank genome assembly.
AUGUCUAUCCCGCUGUUUCUCUGCUUCGUUCAACCGUCGUUCGCCCAGGGGAACUCGACGAUCUUGGAAGGGUGGCAGAUGGAAGAUAACAGUCGCUCGUCAUGGGAUAUUCUCUGGACAUGUCUCGUCACCAUUUUUGCCUGCACAUGGACGGCUCUGCAUCCCCAGGUUCCUCCAUAUGGCUCGUCUGGCGUCCUGAUCAAACAUCUCAUAUGGAUUGGAGCCAUCCUAGCUCCGGAGUUGAUGACUUUCACGGCUAUGCAGGAAUUCUGGGAAGUGCGGUCAAUAGUGGCGCGUUGCAAUGCCGCUCAAGCGACGGCUAUCGAAUCGUCGCCCGAGCGAACAAAGCCUCCAGCAGAGGUGCAGACACGUCAAGUGCAAGCCCCUUGGACCUUUCUCCAAGGAUUUUGUAUCCGAAUGCGCGGGCUCGUCCUGCAGACCAGGGACGAUUGGGUUUAUCCCGUGCGGCCGGCCACUGUCGUGCCUCUCAUACAGGCCGGGAUCAUUAAACAAACUGACUUGAGAGCCUGGGAAAUCGAGGACCGGGCUAAAGCUGACUCGCUUGCAAAGGCAUUCACUGUCCUGCAGAGUCUAUGGGUAAUAUGCGACGUUAUCGGCAGAGCAGCAUAUCGUCUACCUGUCACCCCGCUCGAAAUUUCCACAGUGGCUUAUGUGGUUUGCGCCGUGAUAGCGUACGCAAGCUGGUGGCAUAAGCCAAAGGACAUGAACACCCCAAUCGUCAUCCAUCUGCCAUAUGCUCUUGAUGGCGACGAGAUCCCACUGCACAUCCGAAACAUCUUGGAGAUAGAAGAAAAACUACGGUUCCAUCUGGCCCAAGAUGGAAGCGCCGAAAGUGAACGGGCCCAAGACGGAAAAGAGGAGGAACCUAAUGGAGUCCUUCCAUUUCUCGUUUGGGUUUGUAAACACCCUAGCAAAAGGUGGAAGGUGUUCAAAAGAAAAUUCAAGAAUAGGCAUCACCCAGGCUCGCCAACAGCGGAGGCAACUAAAGCUUCUCCAUCCGCUGACCCUGAUAUGGAGGCAUCGGGCACCUAUUCACCUACAGAUAAUGUUGGGAAAUCUGGAGUUUCUGGGCCCACAAACAGCUUCCAAGAAAGCCUAAAAGUGGGCCAACAGCUAGCACUCGAUAUGUUAACCUUCAUUAUCGCGCUUGUAUUCUGUGGUGUUCAUGUCGCCGCAUGGAACUUCACCUUCCCAACUAUGGCCGAGAAGACUGCCUGGCGGGUCUUUUCAAUUAUUGCGUUUGGUAUAUGUUGGCCAGUGAUCAUAUUCGGCGAACUGCCGCUCUUCAGGAUGUGGUGUACUUAUGGAGCUGCUUCCCAAGUCGCACCGGGAGCUAUGGGACUUAAACCCCUAGUACGUAGUGGGGUCUUGAUCUCUCUUUUCAUCUACGCUGUUGCCCGCUUGGGAAACAUUAUCCUCAUGCUGAUAUCAUUGAGAGCUCUCCCUGCUGGAUCCUAUAUAUCUGUGGAUUGGCUCGCAACCAUCCCGCACAUAUAG